AUGUCGACAGACGACCUCAAGGCGCAUGCCGCCUCUAAACAGGACUUCUACGCGCUGCUGGAUCUCUCGCCCGCGGCCAACGAGUCCGAGAUCCGGCGCGCCUACCGCCGCACCGCGUUGAAAUACCACCCCGACAAAAUCGCCAACCCAACCGCCGCCGACAUCGACAAGUUCCAUCUCCUCCAAAUAGCCAAUGAUGUUCUCUCUGAACCAGCGGUUCGGCAGCUCUACGACAAUGCGCGCGAGGCGCGCAUGCGCAAACAGCGCGAGCGGGAUCAGAUGGACGCCGCGAAACGGAAAAUGCGCGAGGACCUCGAAGCGCGGGAGCGUGCUGGCGCCGCUGCUCAGCAAGGUGUCAAGCGGCCAUGGUUUCCAGGUGGCGAUGACGAUGCGGAGGCGAAGCUGCAGCGGGAAAUUGAGCGAAUCGCUGAGGACGGGCGCCGGCGCCGGCGAGAGGCGACAGACAAGCUGAAGCGGCAGAUGGAGGAGGCGCAGAAGAAGAUGCAGAGGGGGGAAGAGGAGGCGCGCAAUGGGACAGACUGGAGCAGCCAGCGUGUCGAUCGGUCACAUGAGGGCGGCACGAAUGUCUCCGAGCUCGAGCGCUCAGUGAAGGUGCGUUGGGUGCGAGACGGCCGUGGAGCAGACUGGGAUGCAGAAUGGCUGAAGGCUAUAUGCGCGCCAUUUGGAGAGAUUGAGGGGACGUUCAUGCUAAAGGAUAAGCGUGCCCGUGUGGAGGGGAAGAAAGGGAAGGUCUCCUUUGGCACGGGCGUCGUGGUCUUCAAGUCGAUUGUCAGCACGCAGGCAGCUGUGCUGGAUAGCGAGAAGAAGAUUCGGCAAGCGGAUGGUGACUGGGCGUUUGUGGAUUCUGUUGCGUAUGCAUCAGGCAAAGCACCAGACCUGGGAUUCCGCACGAACAACAAUCCUGAAGGCCCAACUCCAUCAGCGGAUUCCCAGAAAUCCUCGUCCAAGCUCCCUACCGACACAUCCCCUAGGCCGUCAUUCAACUUCCCAGGGGUAAAAAAUGCACACCAACCAUCUGGAAAUGCACCUUCAUUCGGAUCAUUCCCCUCUGCUGCCGGAAAUCCCCCCAAAGCAUCGUCUUUCAAUCCAUCCGCAAAGACGUCAACGCCCAGCCUUCAGGAAAUUACUAUGAUGCGACUCAAGAAAGCACAGCGUGAGAAGGAGCGCAGAGCUCUUGAAGAGGAGCUUACCCGAGAAGACGAAGCAGCGGAUGCCGCAGAAGCUGCAGCGGAAGAGGCAAAGGCCAAUGGAGCCUGA
This is a messenger RNA of Penicillium canariense, 1278 nucleotides long. RefSeq names its product putative cell cycle control protein (Cwf23). Bases 1 to 1278 code for a protein of 425 amino acids. Gene Ontology annotation, biological process: spliceosomal complex disassembly. The record is from RefSeq and is a predicted model, not a curated record. Gene Ontology annotation, cellular component: spliceosomal complex. NCBI's taxonomy places the organism in Eukaryota, Fungi, Ascomycota, Eurotiomycetes, Eurotiales, Aspergillaceae. The transcript has a single exon.